AGCGCGUCAUUUGAUCCAUAGCAACGCGGCUCAGCGACGCGUGUAGAAAGUUCAGACAGUCAAGUUUCUUAACGAGCACAGGAAAUACGACAUUGAUCCCAGUGCGGAUUUUGUCAUCCUUGUCGUUCAGUGGAUAAUAAGUGAACAAGAGAUAAAGGAAGCCGAGCAACGAUCGUCCAAUGAGCGUAGCUUGCCUCACGUGACUCAGGAGAAAGCGGAACUGCAGCAGGACGAGACACCUCAUUAUGCCACCUCGUGUCCUCUGAAGCAGAGAGAGAGAGAGAGAGAGAGAGAGAGAGAGAGAGAGAGAGAGAGAGAGAGAGAGAGAGAGGUUACAUAGGUGGUCUGCUACGGAUUCCCCAAGUGUGCCAUGUGUGAUAUUCCGCAAGAUUUGGAGCCUGACGAAUUGCUGGUGCAAGCCGUGAGGUCGGGCAGCCGGGAACGGAUGGAGGCUGCCCUUUCCGUCGGCGCCAACGUGCACUUCCACCUACCGUCCACUGCUCAUGAUCUGCCCAACGGUUCCUUACUGGCUCUGGCAGCGGGCCUUGGUCAUACUCAUCUGGUACCCGUCCUCCUUAGUGCCGGAAUACACGUGGACGACGGUGGGGGAUUCGGAUAUACGCCUCUUCAAGUAGCAGUGCAUCAAGGAAAAGAUAGUAUGGUGGAAACCCUGUUGAAAGUGCAGCCCGAAGGUCCAGAUGUCAAUGCUGUUGCUAAGGGUGGUGUCACUUCACUUCACCUAGCAGCGCGAAAGGGCAGGAUGUAUUCCGCCAAGGCCCUGAUAGAUGCCGGGGCUGAUCUUAACGCCCGGGACAACAGCAUGAGAACACCUCUCCAUGUCUCAGUUUUGGGCAAGUCAACAAAUAUCAUGAAGCUCCUUCUGGAUGCUGGUUGUAAUGUGCAAGCCGUCAAUGACAAAGGCUUCUCUGUUCUACACAUCGCAGCACUUUCCGGAAAUGAGAAGGCUGUUCAGGAACUGCGGAUGGCAGGAGUAGAGACGGAUAGAAAAGAUUCUAUGGGACUCAUGCCAGAGGAUGUAGCAGAUGUUUGGGGAAGCCAUGGCACCGCCUGGUUACUCCGUAAGAUGCCUAAAGCGACAAGGACCACUACAAGGAUUACUACUGCCAAUCCUUCCUCUAACAUCAUGAUGCGAAUGAGCUAUGGUGAAUAUGAGGUUGAGGGACAAAAGACACUGAAAUGGACUAAGAUGGAAGGCAUGGCGUACAUGCUGGAAGCCAAUGUCCCUAAGAACCGUGACCCUCACUACCAGGACGAUGCAGGCUUUACGCCAAUGCACUGGGCGGCCCAACUUGGCCGAACUGCAACCGUUAGGGCUCUCUCUAAAUCCUGUUGUUCUUAUGCCGGUGCUGUAACGUACGCAGGUGACACCCCUGCCCAACUAGCCGAAAGGGCGCGCCACACACUGCUAGCCCAGGAAUUGUCUUCGAUGGCAGCAUUGAAAGAUGGUCGUUCGCCAAUUGAGCUUUACUGGAAACUUCUCAUCACCAUCAGCGUCAGCGAUGACAUAGGGGAGGCAAGGAAGCUGUUGUCCUCAGGAGCACCGCUGCAGGCUACCAAAGACCUCCGCACUGACGCCAUGGUCCUUGCCAUCACCUGUAACAGGCCUCGCAUUGUGACCCUCUUGGCGGCAGCAGGGGCGCCUCUCACCACAAUUAGUGGAGGCCUUUCUUUGCUGCAGGUUGCCUGGCUUACCCCUGACGUCACUACACGCGUCAGGGUCCUCAUCACAAGAAUUUUCCUGAACGUCCUGAAGGUUGAGCAGGAUCGUGUACGACCACAAGACUCGCUGCUGCGUAGCGGCAUCGAUUACCUGUUGGAUGGUCUCAGGAGCGAUGCGCCGGUCAAGACUGCCUGGCCUUUCCGAAACAAAGCUUAUAGUAACUUGACGAACCUCCUGGUAGCCGCCGCCCGCAACAACUGUCCGCUCACCGCCACUUUCCUCAAACUGUGUGGUGGAAUGGCCUUUAAGCAGAACGACCAAGGGACGACUCCUCUGCACGUCGCGCUGGAGGCCAACCAAUUAGGGAUGGCAAGGGGGAUGGUACGAGACUUAGGGGCGUGUCCAUAUGUGACCGACUCCCAGGGAAACCUUCCGCUUGACCUUCUUCAGCCGGAAAUGAAGAAGCAGGUGGAGGAGGAAAUUUAUGAACAAGAGAGGCACAAGAUCGAGAACUAUCAAGAAAAAGAAAAAGAUCAGGAAGACAAGAAUACUUAUCAAGACGUUUUGGAGGUGCUAGAGACUUUGUUUGCCAAACACGUUGGUUUGUCCGAAGACACUCCACCUGAGCCUCUGCUGACUCAAACCCUUUUAGUGGCCAGUCAUCGCGGCAUGCAUCUGCUGACCUAUCUGGUAAUCAAAGUGGGCGGAUUGUCCAUCAACACUGUGGUGGAUCCAAUGCAAGACUCCACCGCUUUACAUCAGGCGGCAUCCCACGGGCACACGGUGUGUGUGGCACUCUUGUUGAGUCUGGGGGCGUGUGUACUCCAGCAAGACCGCUAUGGCCACACAGCUGCCCACUUGGCUGCAAUGUUUUGCCACAAACUGACCUACAGACUACUCAUAAAAGAGAUGGACCAGCAGUACUUGUUAAGUCGUGCGGGUAAGGCUCACCGGCAAGUCGCACAAGAUUUUAAGGCAUACCUGAAGCUUUACAACAAGGUGAAAGUGGUUGAUCCUCAAAAAUCCCUCAGGUUCAACGACACAAAUGUGGCAAUCAGAGAGCUGCUCACGGAGGAUAACUUCCGCAACAAGUUAAAAAAGCUGAAGAAAUAUAUUGUCGACUUCAGCCAAGGAGAGGCAAAGGAAGUGAAGGAAGCCGUGGUGAAGGAGGUGGGCGCCUUGGUAUCUCAUGUGGCCGACCAAAAUAGCCUCUAUGAUGGUCGACUCGUCCUGGUUGGCAGUUCAGCAGAUAACAGCCGCCUUUAUGCUCCGGACGAGUUCGACAUGAACCUUGUGGUGUCAGGGGUCGAGGGUGUCGAGGUGAGGAUGGAGGAGCUGGCCUCUCACGAGGCGCUUCUUCAGGGUCACCCUCUUAGGGCACGAGUGAGAGCGGAUCAUUCGGACCUCCAGGGCAUCGCCUUCAAGAACAAUUUUUACCACCUGAUGAAUAGCUGCCUGAUGACGCGCCGCACCUGUGACUCUAGACUUAGCUACGUGCCCCCAGGACUGAAAAGAACUCAUGCAGGGGUGGCACUGAGCUUUGCGUGGCAAGGGGAGACGUAUCCACUGCUACUGGUUAGUGUUGAUGUAGUCCCGGUGCUUGGCGUCCCCUGGCCGACCUGGUUGGAGCGACCGCCUCUCACUCCAGACUCCCUGUCGGAGGUUUUCCUCACCAACACGGCGGAGGAUGAAUGGCGCCUCAGUCUGGCGGGUGCCGAGGCCGAGGUGUUGAGUGCCCUAGCCUGGGAGGACCGAGUGGUGUAUAUGUCCUGUAAGCUGAUUCUUUCCUACCUGAAGGCGGAGCGAUGGAUGCCCAAGCCCGUCAAAGACUCUCUGUGCUGGUGGGACUCCCGUAAAUGGAGGAUCACGGUGCCCGCCGUGUUUGGCGUCAAGAACUGCUUCUUGAGGCAACUGGAAGCCAAACGGGCGGGGAAGUUUGAAUGGCCGAGGGACAGACUGGCCGCCGUUGCCACUCUCUUGAGGGGAAUGUGUACAGACUUUAAGGAUCCCACUAACGGCCAGGAGUCCCUUGUGCCCAUCAAGGUUUACGCUUACUUUGGGGGAGCGUUUGAGAAACCCAAGUUGGGCGAGGGCGCUCCGGCGAUCAUCGAAGUUCUUGAGAAUAGUUGGGUUAGCGGGUGACUUGAGAGACGAUGAAUAUAUAUAUAUAUA
Scylla paramamosain (green mud crab) is the source of this 3853-nucleotide messenger RNA. RefSeq names its product ankyrin-3-like. The transcript is spliced from 7 exons. Gene Ontology annotation, molecular function: protein binding. Lineage: Eukaryota; Metazoa; Arthropoda; Malacostraca; Decapoda; Portunidae. Gene Ontology annotation, cellular component: ciliary inversin compartment. The record is from RefSeq and is a predicted model, not a curated record. The coding region runs from base 371 to 3823 and encodes 1150 amino acids. Gene Ontology annotation, biological process: protein localization to ciliary inversin compartment.